Molecule: messenger RNA, 1568 nt
Organism: Branchiostoma belcheri (Belcher's lancelet)
Lineage: Eukaryota; Metazoa; Chordata; Leptocardii; Amphioxiformes; Branchiostomatidae
Product: N(G),N(G)-dimethylarginine dimethylaminohydrolase 1-like
Exons: 6
Coding region: 109-1125 (338 amino acids)
Biological process (GO): positive regulation of nitric oxide biosynthetic process; arginine metabolic process
Molecular function (GO): amino acid binding; dimethylargininase activity
Source: RefSeq, a predicted model, not a curated record
UCACAAUUGAAAGUUGCCUUCACGCUGCCCUGCAGGGGUCCCCGGGCUCCCUCAUUGGUCGGCCCCCGGCAGGUACUAUUAUGCAGGUACUCGGCAGGUGCUCUGACGAUGUCUUGUAGUGACCCCCGUGGAGUCAGACAGGGUAACGCGUGCUUCUCACAUCCCGAUGAGGCAGUUGUAGGGUCCCGGCCGCAUGCCCACGAACGAACCGGUCGGACUGCAUGUAGUCACACCGUUCCUAGUCAGCGUAUCAACAUAAUGGACCAGUCCAACACUACCAUGGCCGACAGCUUCCCGAAGUUCACCCGAGCCCUGGUUCGGCAAGUUCCGGAGUCCAUUCGUGAACACUCGGAAGCGGUCAAAACUUACAAGAGAGACCGAUACUACAGAGGAUAUGAAUUUGAGAGAAUAGAUAUUGCUAAAGCCCGAGAAGAGCACGAGCGGUACACGCAAACCCUGCGGGACCUGGGGCUGGAGGUGACCGUCCUACCGGCGGACGAGUCCACUCCGGACUGUCCGUUCGUGGAGGACACCUGUGUGGUGGUCGGUAACAGAGCGCUGGUGACCAGGCCAUGGGGAGGACCUAGGAGAAAGGAGCUUGACUGUGUGGAGACGUGUCUGAAAAGUCUUGGACUGGAAGUGCACAGAAUCCAUGAUGAGAAGGCGAAACUGGAGGGGGGUGAUGUCGUCUUCACAGGAAAGGAGUUCUUCGUCGCCGCAUCAGAAUGUACCAACAAAGCAGGCCGAAAAGCCCUUGCCAACACGUUCCCAGAGUACCCUGUCCACACCAUCCCAGUCUUGUGGCCAGAGUUCCAUCUGAAAGGCGUGGCGUGCUGUGCGGGACCGGGCGUCAUGGCGCUGGGGAAGAACAAGGAUGGCAAAAGGGCAUGGGAGAAGAUUCUGGAAAAAAGUGAGUUCACGUAUGAACCUGUGUGGGUGCCUGACAAUACUGCUGUGGACUGUAUUCACGUCAACGGAACCGUCAUUCACUGUACUGAAAAACAGGGACCAAAAAGCAUAAAGGUGUUUGAGGAGAAACUCUCUUGCUUCAACCGGGUGCCAUGUUCUAUCGGUGAGCUGGGGAAGGUGGACGCAGCCUUGUCUUGUUGUUCUGUCCUUUUCUAGCUAGAAUCCCGGUCUGGAACGCCGAUCGUUCUAGGAUCGCAAACUGAAAACAGUCUUGUGAUAGACAUUUAUAUAUUAAGUAUAUAUACAGAACUUUAUUCCUGGUAGCGGGUUCUGUCACUAAUUCUACGAAAUAAAAAUUGCACAGCAGCCUACGGCGAAGGAGUUUUGUACAAGUGGGAAAAAAUAACACAAUACUAACAAGAAAUCAAAGCCGGUAGUUUUAAAUAAAAGUGUUUAGAUUUUUUAGAUAUAGAUAUUUCGUAUUAGCCAUUUCAGAUAAAGAAGUAGCCAACAGAACUCACUAACUCAGUUAGAACUUAAUUUUGUAGAAGUAGGAAAAUUAGUUUUUGUCAGGGUCGGAACAAUAUUCUUAAGUAUAGUGAGUGAUUUCACAAUAAAAAUACAAUAAAAUUUAAUACUACUUUAAAUCAACUUCAUAC